This is a messenger RNA of Ailuropoda melanoleuca (giant panda), 2852 nucleotides long. It is a transcript of the gene CIRBP, whose product is annotated as cold inducible RNA binding protein. Gene Ontology annotation, molecular function: RNA binding. The transcript is spliced from 8 exons. Bases 153 to 671 code for a protein of 172 amino acids. The record is from RefSeq and is a predicted model, not a curated record. NCBI's taxonomy places the organism in Eukaryota, Metazoa, Chordata, Mammalia, Carnivora, Ursidae.
GCUGGCGCGGAGCGGGGGGCGGGGACCCGCGGCGGCGUACUUAAGGCCGGGCGCUCGGCGCCCCCCCCUCACUCGCGCGUUAGGAGGCUUGGCUCGUUGUGCUGCGCCUUGUUCCCGCCUGCGUCAGGGACCUUCCCGACUCAGUGGCCACCAUGGCAUCAGACGAAGGCAAGCUUUUCGUCGGAGGGCUGAGUUUUGAUACCAAUGAGCAGUCACUGGAGCAGGUCUUUUCAAAAUACGGACAGAUCUCUGAAGUGGUGGUCGUGAAAGACAGGGAGACCCAGCGAUCUCGAGGCUUUGGGUUUGUCACCUUUGAGAACAUCGACGAUGCCAAGGACGCCAUGAUGGCCAUGAACGGGAAGUCUGUGGACGGGCGACAGAUCCGAGUAGACCAGGCUGGCAAGUCAUCUGACAAUCGAUCCCGUGGGUAUCGAGGUGGCUCCGCUGGGGGCCGGGGCUUCUUCCGAGGGGGCCGAGGCCGGGGCCGUGGGUUCUCCAGAGGAGGAGGGGACCGAGGCUAUGGGGGGAGCCGGUUCGAGUCCAGGAGUGGGGGCUAUGGAGGCUCCAGAGACUACUACAGCAGCCGGAGUCAAGGUGGCGGCUAUGGUGACCGGAGCUCGGGCGGGUCCUACAGAGACAGCUACGACAGUUAUGCUACACACAACGAGUAAAAAUCCUUCCUGCUCAAGAUCGUCCUUCCAAUGGCUGUAUAUUUAAAGAUUUUGGGAGCUUCGCUGAAUCGUUAAUGUGUAGUGAACACACCUCCUUGUACCCCACUUUUGUAGUCUUAUCGGUUCUGAUCUUGUCAAACACAGCCUGACUGCUUCUGACCCCCAGAUGGCCUCGUUACUAGACUUUUCUUUUUAAGGAAGCGCUGUCCGUUUUUAAGGGUUUUAAAAACGUUUUGAAAAGCACUUCAGAUUUUACUUUUUUCUUUUUACCAUGAGCCAUAAGUUUUUUAGGAAAUCAUUGGGGGUUGUGUGGGUUUUGGUUUUAGUUGUGUUGCCUUUUUUGUUUCUCUUUUUAGUGGGGUCAGGCCCGUGAAGUUGGGUGCCCCAAUUCACGUCUCUUAAGAUUGAACGGACUCUGAAUCCGCUUUUUGUCGGAAGCUGAGCAAGCUGUGGCUUUUUUCCAACUCUGUGUAAUGUUUCUGAGUGUAGCGUGGUAGGACCCAUCCUGGGGCAGUAGCCGAGGCACUCUGGCUGCCCUGGGCCUGGCCUGUAUGGCCCUUCUGUGCUAUGUAUGACCCACAGUAGACUUGCAGACGUCCCCUCGAGAGGUUCUUAAAAAUGUUUAUUUAUAUUGUCCUUUUUUACUGGAAGACGUAUGCAUAUCCUCUUGAUGUUGUAUUUGAAGUGGUUAAGGAAUUCUUGUACGCAGUUUUCUUUGGCUUUACGAAGCCGAUUAAAAGACCGUCUGAAAUGAACCUUGCUCUGACAAUUUCCCUUUCAUUGCACAACACACUCCCUGCUACGGGUUCGAGGCAGUUGGAACUGAGCAGAGCGCAGUUUGAGAAGGAGGUCUGCCAGUCCUGCCUGAGGCCCUUGGAGAGCUAGACAGGGAAGGCAGGAUAGACGGACACUUGCCGGGCCCCUUGUGACAGCCGACUGCCAUUGGUCCCGGUUUAGGUGAGAAGGUGGGUGACGGGGUGGGGAGCUUAGCAGGGACGGUGGACACUCGGGCACAUGACGCCAACCUGGACUGCCUUAGUUUAGAGGUAGGCCAGAGAGUGGACAGCAGGCAGCGUCCCUGGGCGACCACAGACUGACCGGCGUGUUAGCUAGCUCUGCUGUUGCUUUACAAGUUCUGAGCUUUCACCGCUAGCCUAUGGAAGCUGCAGCCCCUCGGAGGACAGAAGUGUUGUGCGCCCAACAGACCUCUGAGACGCAAGCUGCUCCCUUGGCUAGCUCAUAUGUGGAAAUAGCCCUGUAAUUCGAGGUAACUCCUUUUGCUCGUGUCCGCAUCCCUCCUCUUGUCAAGAGCUCAUUUGAAAGUAAAGUUAUGUACCUGGGGAAUGUUCCUUUGACUGUUUCUCCUUUUCCAUUUUUUUUUUUUUUUUUUUUUUUUUUAAAAUCAAGCUAGCACUAAAGUCAGACCUCGGCCGUUGGCCCUUCCCCGCCUGCAGCCAGGCGAGCGGCCCGGGCAGUCAUACCUCAAGAGUAGGUUUGAUCCAUAAGCAGGAUUGGAGACCACCGAACGCCCCGCCUUUUGGAAUUUUUGUUCAUCAAUUGACAGUCUUUUCCAGACCUCCUUACCUCAGGCUUCUAACUAGCUUUCUCUGAUGUCUGUUGCCGCCAUGAGUUUUUCCCAGAGCCCCACACUGUUCUCUGAGCAGCUCCAUCCCAAUUGGGUAGCUGGCUCUGCUUAAGGGUGGAAUGUGGCCUGACCCAUCUGAAAGGCGCAGGCCCACCCUGGGCACGCCAGCCUGUGACGGGGCCUCUGCCGGGACGGCCCCGAUGACUAGCUUGAGACCCUCCUAGGAGCUGUGGAUGGUUUCAGGGGAGGCAGGGAGGGGCAGACACGAGCUGUGACCGGGACACUGGGUGUAACGCUUCUUUGCUUUGGCAGGUUGAAGGGAAGCCAGUGUGACUUGAAAGAGUGGCCAGAGAGCAGCGAUGACCUGGGGUCACUGUCCCAGGAGGGCCUUCACCUGGAAGCAAGAGACAGAGGCACGGCCACCUGUCCUCACACACUGUUACCUCAGGUGCGUCACUGGGGAGGCUGAGGUGGGGUCACGUCGCUCCGGGAGGCCCCGGUGUGCCGCAGCUUUGCACCGCACCUAGUGCUCACCUCAGCACUGGCAGGACAUGGACGUUGGAUUUGAAUAAAGGGCUGGUGUGUCCACACAGAAA